Messenger RNA from Erinaceus europaeus (western European hedgehog), 1348 nucleotides. It is a transcript of the gene VPS72, whose product is annotated as vacuolar protein sorting 72 homolog. Gene Ontology annotation, biological process: regulation of DNA-templated transcription; chromatin remodeling. Gene Ontology annotation, molecular function: ATP-dependent H2AZ histone chaperone activity. Gene Ontology annotation, cellular component: nucleus. Lineage: Eukaryota; Metazoa; Chordata; Mammalia; Eulipotyphla; Erinaceidae. The transcript is spliced from 6 exons. Bases 56 to 1150 code for a protein of 364 amino acids. The record is from RefSeq and is a predicted model, not a curated record.
CGAGCGCCGCGCCGGGUGAUCCUCCACCGGUGGCGGCGCAGGCUCGCUGGCCAAGAUGAGUUUGGCCGGGGGCCGAGCCCCCCGGAAGACCGCGGGCAACCGGCUGUCUGGGCUCCUGGAGGCAGAGGAGGAGGAUGAGUUCUACCAGACGACUUACGGGGGCUUCACCGAGGAAUCAGGAGACGAUGAGUAUCAAGGAGACCAGUCAGACACAGAGGACGAGGUGGACUCUGAUUUUGACAUCGACGAAGGGGAUGAGCCAUCCAGUGAUGGAGAAGCAGAGGAGCCAAGGAGAAAACGCCGAAUAGUCACCAAAGCCUAUAAGGAACCGCUUAAGAGCUUGAGGCCCCGAAAGGUCAGCACCCCAGCUGGCAGCUCACAGAAGACCCGAGAGGAGAAGGCUCUGUUGCCACUGGAGCUACAGGAUGAUGGAUCUGAUAGUCGGAAGUCCAUGCGUCAGUCUACAGCCGAGCACACCCGGCAGACAUUUCUUCGAGUGCAGGAGAGGCAAGGCCAGUCACGGCGACGGAAGGGGCCCCACUGUGAACGGCCACUGACCCAGGAAGAGCUGCUUCGGGAGGCCAAGAUCACAGAGGAGCUCAACUUGCGUUCAUUGGAGACAUAUGAACGACUUGAGGCUGACAAGAAGAAGCAGGUUCACAAAAAACGGAAGUGCCCAGGCCCCAUAAUCACCUACCAUUCACUGACGGUGCCACUCAUUGGGGAACUAGGCCCCAAAGAAGAAAACGUGGAUGUAGAAGGACUCGACCCUCCACCCACAGCUUCUGCGCCAACGCCUCGUGCUGGGACCGGCCCUGUUGCUCCCCCUGCUCACUGCUCACGCACCUUCAUCACUUUCAGUGAUGAUGCAACCUUUGAGGAGUGGUUUCCUCAAGGGCGGCCACCCAAAAUCCCUGUUCGGGAGGUCUGUCCAGUGACCCACCGCCCAGCUCUGUACCGAGACCCUGUUACAGACAUACCCUAUGCCACCGCUCGAGCCUUCAAAAUCAUCCGGGAGGCUUACAAGAAGUAUAUCACUGCCCAUGGACUACCCCCCACGGCCUCAGCUCUGGGUCCUGGCCCACCACCUCCUGAGCCACCCCCAAGCUCAGGGUCCCGGGCUUUGCGCCAGAAAAUUGUCAUCAAAUGAGCAGAGAUGGAGUCCAUAGAGAACCCCUUUCUUGUCCAGACUUGGGACUCUUAAUGUUCCCUCUCCUUCCUGUUUAUCCCCUUUGUCAAUUCUGAUGUUUGCCCAGUCCAUUUCUGUUUUCCUUUCUUCAUCUUUUUCCCCUAGUUCCCACUGGUUUUGUGUUUUUCAAUCUAAUAAAAUUGAAAGAUCCCUCUUGUC